Messenger RNA from Vanessa tameamea, 3257 nucleotides. RefSeq lists its product as uncharacterized. Gene Ontology annotation, cellular component: membrane. Gene Ontology annotation, molecular function: receptor ligand activity; tumor necrosis factor receptor binding. The record is from RefSeq and is a predicted model, not a curated record. Gene Ontology annotation, biological process: immune response. The transcript has 6 exons. The coding region runs from base 401 to 1432 and encodes 343 amino acids. Lineage: Eukaryota; Metazoa; Arthropoda; Insecta; Lepidoptera; Nymphalidae.
CGCUACUCGCGAUUCGCGAACGCGCCUCUCUUGUCAGUCGGCCUACAUUCCGUUCACAUCGCGUUUGAGUCUGAGCAGUUUGAAUUUGGCGCUUCAGUACAGUAGCGGUCAAGCCGCGCGCGCGCUCCAAUGCCAGCCGGCGGCCGAACGAACGUAUUGAAAGUUUUGCUCGUGUUAUUUACUUUUUUGUUUGUUUUGGUGCGGUAGACGGACUUGUUUUUAGUGAAUAGAGAUAAAAACUGUAAAUGUAGACGUUUUCAGUGAAAUAAUUACUUAUUAAAUGAAUUAAACUACAUUAUUUUAUUAUUAGUGCGGACGGCGACGCCUACGCUAAUGAUUGUGUGAACGGUAGUGUAGUGUACUAAAUAGUGUAGUACAACACACAAUCAUAAUAUUUACGAUGGACGGCGAAAGAAAAAUAAAUCUAGGUGAAGGGGUCCCAUUGAAUUCGGCAGGUGCAGCGAAUAUUUUUUUGAACACGGGUAAAAAUAAGAAAGUAAACGACGGGACUGUUAUUCAUCUGAAAACAGAGAAGCCGGCGGACGUCGGUGUUCAUAUAAAUACGACAUUUUCUAUAGCGUCUUCCAAGAAAAUAAAGCUAUUGUUUAUAUUCAACUUUUUACUCAGUGUAAUAUGUAUGGUAAUAAGCUGUUCCAUUGCAUUCUAUUACUGGAACGAAAUGAUUUCGAUGCGAAGGCAACUGGACGACUUAAGAGAACAAUUUCUGAUACAGAACCUAAGAGACGGAGUUCUAAAUCAAGAUAAAACUGUUCAGAGCCCACUGAUCUCGAAUUUGAGGCCUCAUCUUGGCAAAGGACCAGAGGUAGUACGUGAAGGUCGAAUGGACUAUCGUAGAAGUGAAAUAUCACCAAACGCGAGAAAGUACUUUGUUGAAGAUCUUGGUGAAGAUAUGCUACUGGUAGACUCCAGUAAAAAAAAUCCUAGUCAUGAUUUAGAACCAAUAUAUGAUUUGUCUGUCUUCCAAAAAGAACCUCUAGUCGUACAGUUCAAUGGUGCUAUGAGAGAAUUAAACAUUGGGACUCAAUCUUUAAUUGGGCCAUGGGUUCGUGACGUCGAAGUCUCUACAAAGAACAGUGAAUCAAAAAUUGAACUGAACACUAAUUAUUUUACCGUUAAAGAGAGUGGGCUGUAUUUAGUCUAUGCUCAGGUGGUAUAUUUGACGCAUGCUCCAAACUGCUACUUUGUCUGGGCCAGACAACCUGCACAGGAGCCACGAUUACUAACUACUUGUGCUACUGGUGAUGACUCCAGUUCCAGACCUCUAAAUAAAUCCCAAAUCUCCUGUUCAGUUCAAACUGUUGCCAGAUUAUACAAAGGGGACACAGUAAACAUUGCUCAGCGAGAACAAAACAGGACACUGUGGCUCCGUCCAGGUUACACAUACUUUGGUUUUGUUAAACUUAGUUCCUAAUUUGGCUGUGAUAGUGAUAAUGAACUCUAAAAUGGAUCUACUAUACCAUUAGGGACAUGCAAUAUACUCCUAUAAAUAUAAAUUGUUUACACAAUUUAAAAUUUUGGUAAAAUGUGGGCAAAUAACUUUUGUGCCACUUCCAUUCUUUUGAUAUGAAUGGUGUCACAAAAUGUCUAUUAUAAGAGUAAUGUACAGAAAGUGAUUUAGGUGUGCCAUAUAUUGUACAUAGUGGUCGAUUACAAAUACAUCACACUUAGUACUUAGAAUGAGAGACAGCUGCUAAUAUUACUAUUAAGUUAGAAAAACAGUUUUCCAAAUUCAUUUCAAUUUCAAAGACAUGAUGAACUACUUAAGUAAUAUUCGCAUUACUCUUAAAUUAUACUUACUCUUUAUUAAUGUUAAGCUAUGAUUAUUUUGAUAAAUGAUUAAUAUUAGUUUUAAAUUACUGUUAUUAGAUACAAAUGAAAAAAUAUAUUUGACGCAAUUUAAACUUACUCAAUAAAGCUCAUGAUAUUUUCCUGUAUUGAGGAUAAAAACAAAACAAUGAAGAUUAGCUUUAAGUGAGUCACAUAAACAACGUUUCCAUUGUGUAUAAGAGGCGAAUGAUUUAAAAUCCCCUUGUUAGCUGAAAAAUCCCACUUUUUGUACCAAAAUUUCAUUGUUAAGUUUAUCUAAAAUUUAUUAUGUAUUCCAGUGUGUAAAAUUUGUCUGUAUUCAUUUGUUUAUGUUAUUAUUAUAUGUGAUGUAAUGUGUGCUAUGGAAAUAAUAAUAAUUAAGAAACUUAAUUUUGCUCAAACAGCAUUUUUGUACUCUAUCAUUAUUAUUAUUAUUAAUGAAUAUGUAUUAUAUUCAUAGUACUGCCAGUGUAGCAGGUUUUUAUUCAAUUUUAUGCAACAUUAAUGCAUAUUUAGGUUUUAUAAUACAGUGUAUUUUAAUGUAGAAGUUAUAUCACUUAAGGUGUAGUCAAUAGAACGAGUCAAGGUUUAUUUAAGUUGUCAUUUGACAUUGUUGAAUAUAUUUUUAAAGGUGCUGAUUUGUUAAUAGUGUGAAUGUGUGAUAUUUGAAACAAUAGCAUUAAGAAUAUUGACAGAUAUUUCUAUUAAGAACAUCAAGUAUGCUAUUAUUUCUAAUAGCGAAAAACAGUUAUUUCUGGAUUAUUAUAUUAAUUAUUGAAAGUGCCUUCUUAGUGUCGGUACAAUAAGUUUAUAUCGUAGAUUGAGUUCGAAAAACACUAAAUUGAACUAAACGAAAAACUACUUAAAUAGUAUAAAAUAUAUAUAUCUAAAAGAUAUUGGUAUGAUUUUGUGUUUAAAUUUAACAGGAUCUCUUUUUGUUGUGUGGGUUUAAGGAAAAGAAAAUUAGUUUAAUUUUGCGAUUGCCAAAAGCAAUAUUGUCAAUACUACUUAGCAAAACUACCAGUGUUAGUAUAAUAGUAUAAUAAAAAUUAAGGUAUAAAUUGUACAGCUAAAUAGUACUCAAUAAUAAUACUUGUUUUUGAUAAUACGAACAAAUUUAUUCAUAUAGCUUAAUUUUUGUCCCAUGUUCAAUUCCGACAAUAGUUUCAAUACAAGUAAUCAUAAAUAUGUUUUACACAGAUUACUUAAUGUGAUAUAUAUUAAGAUUUAAUAAUGUUAAAAUGUUUAGAUAGUAUCUAUAUUUAGUGAUAACUUGGAAAUUCGUUACCUACAUUUAAAACGGAAAUGUAAACAUUUGUAAAGUGCAGGCCAUUAACGAUGCCAUUUAUAUCUUAUGUUUGUAUAUACUACGAUGUAUAUUUAAAAUAUUUCUACACUCCCGUCCAUCAAUAAAAUGUGCCUUAAACGAA